UUUUUUUUUUUGGACAGGACAGAUUUUGGGUCCAAAGUUUUGUAGAUGGGUUAGUGUCCCUAUCCUUCCACUGCGGUUCCUGCCUGGUUACUGUAGGUGGCCUCUUUGGGUUCCAUGACUCUACUGUUAGGCAUCUCGGCUAAGGUCACCUGCAUUGACUCCUGGGAGCAUCCCCUAUCCCAGAUCUCUGGGACUCCCUAAAGAUUCUCCCCCAUCCCCAACCCCCGAAACAAUUUGCGUGUUAAUUAAAAAAAAUUGUCCUAGGAAAAAUCAUUGCCUUAGUUAGCUUCUCUAGAGCAGUAAGUGUGGAAGGAGAAACCAGUUAGGAAGGCAUAGAACAUCAGAGGGAAGAGGCCCUUAUGACUUGGACCAGAGAGGCAGGUGUUGAGAGUGGGUCUGUUUCUGUAAACUUUGAGGAGCUCACUAGAGGUCAAGGAAGAAUGAUAGUGGGAAUAGGCACUUGUUCACACCCCAAUUGUCUCAGAGUCAGAGGACCUCUAGAAGAGCCACCCACUGUUGGAUUGCACGGCGGUGUGCUGAGUUCCUGAGCUGCGGUCUCUCGCUAUCCUUCUCCUGUGAGUCUCUGGUGUUGGUUCUGACCUCUGGAGCCUCUGCAGGUUAAGAAGAAUCCCCUUCACAUGUCAGAUACUCCAAGGUACUGUUCAUCAGCUGGUCUUUCCUGAGGCUCACACGCCUAUUCCUCUGGCCUUUCCCCAGGGGCCUUCGUUUUGAAGUACUUUGCCAAUCUGUCAGUCACCUUCUGUCAGGCACACACUGCAUUGCUCAAUGCCCUUCUGAAAAUGGGAUGGAUUGCAGCUAGCUGUCACCUUGACAACAGGGACGAAGGCCCCAGGAGAAAAGAGAAUCCAUCUUUCAUGUUUAGAGUAACCAUUAGGAAAAUACUACAUACAUAGAAGAACGUUAAAAAUACAGACAAAAUACAAGAAAGGCCUAACUGGCUAUUAUGUUGUUAUUUUAAAUUUGGAUUAGGUUCUUAUUAAUCUUCUCUGGGUAUCUCUUAUCUUAAAAAAAUGGAUACAGAGAGAUACAUUGUUCCGACGCUUGGCUUUUUCACAUCAGUAAAAGUUCUUUGCCUUCCUUAACUAUUUUUGGAAGCAAUGUAUUUAUGCAUUUAUUUGGUUUGUAUGUUUCAUAAAUAAUGUACAGUUGUAUACACUUACAUCCUACCAGUCUUUCUCUUAAGCACAGAUUCCUGGCUUAGAAUUACUGGGUAGGGACAUUUUUUUCCUUGGCUUUGGACACAUGCAGAUGAUUGUCCCCAGGGCAGAAUUUAUGUGUUCCUCCCCUCUCUUCCUAAAAUGGAUCCAUGGCCUUGGCCAUUUCAACCUUCCCUGACCCCGCCCAGAGAAGAUAAUGAACAAGAAAAAUCCCAAAUAUCAGGAGGGUAGUAGGUACAGGCAGGGAGGGCCAUCAAUUGAAACAGCCCAUGGCUUCCAGCGCUCGCUGGCUCGCCUGUAUGCCAAGUGCUGGCUCAGAGUUUCCUGUAUUUCUAUCUAGUGCCUCACCUAAGAAUGCUACAUCUCAUAUGCCAGGGCAGAAAAUGAUCGGGCUCCUGGUGAAAUGGCUUGCUAGAGGCCACACAGUUGGAGUGAAGAUCAUUUUGGUAUAAGUAAAAAAAGGGUGACUGGAGAUAGCUUUAAUUCUAUACAAGUGCAAAAACCUCUCCCUUCAGAUGCAACACAUCUACCAAACGCUGCACACAUCGCUGGCGCUGUCACUCGGUCACAUGUCCCACCUUCUCUACAAGCUCAAGGAAUAGACUAUUGUCAACCUCCGAAGCAAAGCUGUAGGCCUCUGGCCUCCUCCACCGGAGUGAAACCGUGCUCAUUGCUAACACUUGCUGUCAUGCUUGCCUGGGUUUGAGCCUCACUGAGUAAAGUGUAGUGUGAAUAUUUGCUUAUUAGCUUUUUCCCUUUUCCCCAACAGUUUGAGUCUGAGAUUUGCGGCGUGUCAUGGUGAUCUGUACAUUGCCCCCGUUGUAGAACAUUCAUACUGCAUGACUAGACCACAGUCAGCAUUUGCUGUUGGCAGGCGUUUCUGUCAUUUCUGGUUCGGGGCAACUAUGAAUAGUGCAGUUGGGAACAGUCUUGUAUGACAAAAAUAGACACACAUGUGCUUUGGGGUCAGGGAUAGUGUUAUGUAAUUGCUUCUCCCCGUCUGAGACAUUUCCUUAAAAACAAAAGCUGUUCGGUGCGCGAGACAGCAAGAGAGCACGCACUCCUGGCUCUUUACUUGUGCGCAUGUGCCCUCCUGGAGGGGAAGGGCAGCCAACGAGAAGACAUUCCUCCUGGAGAAUAUAUGGCUGCCGCCUCUUGGAGGCAUGCUUGCUCCAGCAAAUGGGACAUUAACUCUGCUGCUGGCAGCAGAACACAGGAGUGGCUGUGGGCGGAAGAGUGUUUCUGUGAUUUAAUUAUGAAUCUCAGGGAAGCAUAUUAUGAUCCUCUCCAACCUGCUGCGCCGGAUGGCAGGACGCCACAGGCACGUCUAUCAGGUGUUCCAAACGUGCCAGAGAGAAAAGAGUGAAGGACCCUGUGACAACCUCUAUAUAUCUCUACACAGAGAGUCCUCACCGGAGAUUUGGGUCCUGAAUCUAGUCAGUCCCCUAAGUCAUUAACACAUAUGGUUGGGAGAUCACAAGGGCAUAAGGCAAAGUUGGGGCAAGGGAGACACAUGUCCUACCCGGAUCAGUGUCAUUCAUAUCUGAUCUGGUUUCAUUGUUAACAGCACCUCCUUUAUCUAUAGGGAUGUCCCACUUCAUUAAUAAAUGUUAUGCUCAUCGACUUAGACACAGUGAUUAACGUUCUGUUGCUUAUGGGCGCUGCGACUUUGGGCAAGCCCCUGCAGCUCUCUGAGCUUCACUGCACAGACUGCAAUGGGGUUGCAAAGAUGAACCGAGGCAGUGCGUGGUAGACCUUCAGCCCUGCCACAGGACAAGGACUCAAUUGUUUAUAUCUCAUUGUAGUCGCUUGAAGCUAGAUUUUUCCAUGAGGAGUGAGGGUGAAAUGUGACUGCGGGAACUGUAGGGGUUGGAGCUCUGUCGUUCUUCUUCUUCCCGCCAAAAGAGUUUGUUUUCCUUCAUUCCAGGGUACUGUGCGUAUGUCAAUCAGUUUUCUCUCAAGGCUACUGUGUGGACGCAGAAGCUAGUAGCAUCUGGAUGUAAGAGUACUAUCAUCCUGUACUGUAUAGGGAGUGAUUAUGAAAUCCUGAGAUAAUAAUCUAAAUCAAUGGGGUGACCAUACAAUCUUGGUGUUGCUCUGUGUAAAAAUGGUAGUGUUCAAGACAACCAUUGACUCAAGGUUGUCUCAGUUUCGACCCCAAAUUACAUCCGAGUAAGGGGUCACUUAGGCAAAGGUCCAGAGACAGUAGCAAGGUACACUGGAUAGCCUUCUAAAUGGAAUACUGCUCUGCAGCCAACAGUGAAGAUGCUUGAAAACUUCUUGUGUGUAAACACGGAUACACUCUAGUCAGACAUCAGAUGAAAAAGCAAGUUACAGUAGAAUGCCUACUGUAUACUUAUGCAGAGUUGAAAUUUUCAUUAUUUUUAAAUCGGUGUGCGUUUGUGAGCACUUGUGCAUGCAUGCCCAAAAAGGGCAAUAAAUAAAUAAAAUAAAAUAUAAUAAAAUAAAAUAAAAUAAAAUAAAAUAAAAUAAAAUCAGAUCCUCUGGAGCUGGAGAUACAGGCAAAUCAUGAGCCAUCUGAUAUAGGUAUUUGUUGGGGACUGAACUUGGGUCCUCUGGAAGAGCAGCAAGCACUCUUAGCUGCUGAGCCAUCUAGUUAGUUCCCAAAAUACUCAUUUUAUUUUUAAUUCUUUGUAUGUAUACAUGUAUGUGCAUAUGUAUGUGUGAGUGUGUGCAAGUAUGUGAAGGUGCCUGUGGUGGCCAGUAGAGGGCAUAUGAUGACCCUGGAACUGGAAUUUAUGGCAGUUAUGAGCCGGGGGAGUGGGGACAAAAGUCAGGUCCUCUGCAAGAACAGUGUAUCUCUCCUGCCCCACAUUUACAUAGAAUUUAAUAAAGCCAACCUAAAUGAUUUCUUCUUUAGGGAUACAUACAUGUAUGGGGGGGGAAGGUGUAAAGAAAAAGAAAGGAGAGGUUAAUUUAGAAUUCUUAGGCAGUGGGAAGGGCUGGAGGCAUGGGAAGAAGGGAAGUGUGGCCAGAGGGGCAGAUUCUAGUCUCUCUCUCUCUCUCUCUCUCUCUCUCUCUCUCUCUCUCUCUCUCUCUCUCUCUGAUCUCAGGGUGAGGAUUUUUUCCUUUUUACAUAAAAAUGGAUACAAAUUAUAGAUAUCCUUUGGAUUCUUUUGAAGAUUUAACAGGGAAAAUGUACGGAAAAUAAAACAUGUAUUAUGAUAUUACAAUGUAUCAAACUUUAUUCUUAUUACGCAUGUGUGCUUUGGAGGUGACUCAUUGACUAAGCUGAGGAAGGUAGCCAGAGCUCUGAAGUGAAGUGCCAAGGAGGUGAUUUUCUGGUUGGCAGCGUUAACUCUUUAAUAUGCUGGUUGUGACAAGUGGCUGCCUGGUUCUCUGCCUGCUGCUAGAAUUGACACUGCCCUGGCAAGCAUGCCAGGCAUUCACUGAGCAAACAUUUUCCUCAGACCUGAGGACACAGUCUGUCUUGUCUCUCAAAUGCUGCAUCUCAGUGUCACCUGCAUUUCACAGCUAAGGGGAAAUGGAGACCUGCUGUUAAGACAUCCAGGUUAACAGAGUCUGCUCACAGAUUCUCACAUCCCAGGCUGGGUCUCGCUGCCAUUGUUGCGAGCCAGUUCCCUGAAGUGCUGCCUUCAGUCUGCCCUGCCAAGGUGGAAGCAGAGGCUUGGCCCUUCCAGUCUUACAGAAGGCAGCUUCCUUUUUGUCAGCCUCCACCUUCUUCAGUAGCUUCAAGCUCCUGUGGUGUAGUUCCCAUGAUGCUUCCUCCCCCACUGACCCUGUAGGACUCUUCAGACCUUGGGCACUGUUGCUCAGGAACUGUCUGUUUUCUACGAGACUGGUUUGUGUCUAGUUUUCUGGAUGUCUUUGACCUGACUGGUGGAUGUGAGGGAGCAGAGGUGUAUAGCCCCUGGUCUUUUAUGGAUACUGCUUCAGUUGAAGUCAGCCUUAGUAUUAAGGAAAAAAAAUUGCACAUGUAUAAAGCAAAAGAGAAGAGGACCAUUGUAGAUAGUGUCCCUGUGUCCCAUCAGGAAGACCUACUGUAGGCAGUGGGCAGCCUCCAGGUACAACACAGCUUUGGUGGCUUGUCACCUCCCUGAGGUCCGUCUCUUACUGUCCCUGGAGAUGGUGCUUCCAAGGCAGGUGGUCAUUUUACCAAGUCCAACCUUUUCUGUCCUUGCUAAUGAAGCCAGACAGGGAUCCCUUAGACUCCUGGAGGAUCAACCUUGCUCUAGCCCUAGGGGCAGACACAUGAGUGCCUGACUGUUCCGAAAACGGGAAGGGAAGUCUGCUAAGGGAUUCUGGGAGGAGAAUUUCAUCCUUGUGCGAGAGGAAACACAGGAAGGACUUUCAGUCUAUGCUGCUCCUUCCUUUGAGUGCAGUGGGGCUCACAUUCAGUGCUUGGGGCUGCUGCCACCAUUCCAUAAUAGUGAGGCAUGGGACAAAAAGAAUUGCUGAUGCUGGUCCACCCACAUCUCACCAUCAUUGACCACCCCCAGACCCCCAGCAUCUCUGAAACAGUUCAUUUGAGAAUUCAUGUUGUGCAAAAGAGAGAUAUUCUUACUUACAGACUCCCGUGCAUGCUGUAUGCGGUUAGCUACAUUUUAUGUUAUUUGCAACUGUAACAACAAAACGACCAGGAGAGCCUAAUGCCCUGGUCUGGCCUCUGCCGGUAUCUACACUCACAUGCACACAACUCCUGACACACAUGAUUUUUUUUUUUAAUUCUUUUUUUCAGAGCUGGGGACCGAACCCAGAGCCUUGCGCUUGCUAGGCAAGUGCUCUACCACUGAGCUAAAUCCCCAGCCCCGACACACAUGAUUUUUAAAAAGUCUUUAAGACCCCAGAACUAUGUAGAUGUGGUGAAGCAGUUGUCUGUCUUGUCUAUGGUUUGAUAUCACCCCUGAGCUUUUCUGGGGCAGCUCAGAUGUGGGUGAUGGGAAAGGGUGAUGAAGGCUUUGGCCUGACUCUUCAGGAUACUGUAUCACUUCAAGAAGCAGUACAAGGAAGGGUAGCGUGCCUGAUUAGGGGGUAGCAGGAGUAGAAAGAAGACGGCAGAGUCACCUUACCGUUUGAGUUUAUUCAGUUUUUGACUUCUUCUCUUGCAGUGGGCUUGGUUAUUGUGGUUCCCACAUAUUGAAUGGAUUCAACAUGCAUGACUUAAGAACACUAUUAGUACUUAUUUUUACCUUUGAAACCUUUGAUGGCCAUCCCUUUGACCUGGAGCCAAGGGAAUCGUGCUUUUUGACACACCAACAUUUCUGUAGAGUUAUAAUGAGAGUUAUAAUCUGUAUUCUCAGUCCCCGGUCACCUUUCAAUCCAGUCACUGUCAUUAAGCUACGUUUGCACUUAGUGUGCUGGGAGUUGCCCCAAAUGAGUACAUUACCGUCAAAGCAUGUGAGGCCAGCAAUUUGCAUAAUCACUGCUGCCAGGAUAGCUCCUCAGGAUUGGCAUCUGCCACCCUCCCCCUCCGGUGGCCUUGUUUUGGAUUCUGCUCAUGCAGAGUGCCAGUUACUGGUUUUCAUAGUUUCUAAGCCCUGGCGAGGGUUGUCUAGUCACUGCCGAUGCUUUUACCUCAUGGCAGUGUUUGUGUUAAGCACCCGGAUGAUGAGUCUACAUGUUCCAGAGGGGAAAGGAUAGCGUCCCUAGUUGGUGCUUCUAACCAGCGACAGUUCUGGCUGUCCCCUUGGCUGAGUGACAGCUGCUCUUGUUUAGCCCCAGUGCUCUCUAGUACCAGAAGAGAGAGGUGGAGGUGGAAAAUGUGUUUGGUCUCUGCUGAGAUUCCACUCAGGCAGGCGAAGAGGGAGCUAGAGUGAGAAGAUAGGCCGGAGCAGGUGCAGUGGUUGGAUAUGAGUCCAAUGUUGGAUCUGUGGACCAUUGAGGAGGAGCAAAAUCACCAGAGGCAAAGCUAUGGACGUUGACCUAUAGCUGUGGAACAGCAAUGUCCUUCAGAACUGAGGUGGGCGGCAGGACUGGCAACCCUCGAGUCUUGGCUGGGCCGUACAGGAACCCACAGUGGGGGCAUGGGUUUGGAGAAGAAAGCAGGGGGAUUCAAAACAAAAGGGAGCACAGUGGGGGCAUGGGUUUGGAGAAGAAAGCAGGGGGAUUCAAAACAAAAGGGAGCACGCCGUGGAAGAGCCACUUGGUAAGCGUCCUGAGCAUAUCUUGGAAGAGGGCAGCCAGAGCUGCCCCUCGACUGCCUGGCACACGGCAGGAGCUUAAUAUUUAUCAGAAGCAGUCAAGUGAGUGCAUCAGCAAGUGCAGGAGUCCUCCCUAUGCGCAAAGGAAGGAGGCCCCCCUCCCUCCACGAGAACCUUCCAGUGUUUCACUGUAUCAAAACAUGAAACAGUGGUAGAAAGGGAAACUGUGUCCUUGUAGAGAGAAGACUACAAGUCAAAUGUCCUUUAAAUAUAACUGGAGGGGCACUGGGUCCCCUGGAGCGUUCUCCUUUGCACUGUACCUUGUGAAAUGGUUGCUGCAGGAGACAGAUCAACUGUUUUUGCAGAGGCAGCAUCUUUCCUGUCCCAAGGGGCCAUGCAUGGGCUGCAGGAAGUCUUAGUGAUGGAGAACCAGGAGAUGCAUGGGCUGGAAGUCUUGGUGAUGGAGAAUCAGGAGAAUGUCCUGAGUUCCCUGAUGAGUGGAAAACGCUAGGCAGCCCUGUCUAGCCACAGGCUCUGUGUCAGGGUGACAGGCUGUUUGAACUUUGAAGCAAGCUGUCUCCUGGAGGCAGCGUGGCACCACGGGGGCUGCACAGCUGAGUCAGGCGUUGUUUCUUCCACAAUGGCCAUGAUUUUUUUCCCCUAUGGUCUUGAAUACCAGAUCAGCCCAGGAAAAGCCGUGCGUGCCUCAGAGCUUUGAGCAAUGGCUGUUCUGAUGAGCUUGCUUUGGGGGAGCUGGGCCAGAUGUGAUUUAAGGCGCUGUCAUGGCUCGGAGUGACAAAACUAGCUUUCCCCCAUUCCUCCUCAAGAAGGAUGCAAAGUGACUUUUAAAAUGUAUAAUGUCAACGCUAAGGAACAGGUUUAUGAUAAUGGUACUAAGGUCUAGAAAUUAAACAUCUGGACCAAGGAAAGGAGAAGAGAGACAGAAUACUACAAACGAAGAGAUGAAAUAGUGCCGGUGAACCCUUCAGAAUGAUUUUAUGUGGAACGUCCUGGAAGCCAUAGGGAAAGGAGAAAGAUGGGAAGUACCAGUUUCUUGGAGUCUUAGUCAGGGUUUUACUGCUGUGAACAGACACCAGGACCAAGGCAAGUCUCAUGAGAACAACAUUUGAUUGGGGCUGGCUUACAGGUUCAGAGGUUCAGUCCAUUAUCAUAAGGUGAGAACAUGGCAGCAUCCAGGCAGGCAUGGUGCAGGAGGAGCUAAGAGUUCAAAUCCUCAUCUGAAGGCUACUAGCAGGGCUUCCAGGCAGCUAAGAGGAGGGUCUUAAAGCCCACACCCACAGUGCCACGCCUACUCCAACAAGGCUACACCACACCCACUCCAACAAGGCCACACCCACUCCAACAGGGCCACGCUCAUAUCCACAAGGCCUUGCCCACUUCACAGGGCCACGCCCACUUCAACAGGGCCCUGCCUACACCAACAAGGCCUUGCCCACUUCAGCGAGACCACGCCCACCUCAUAGGGCCACGCCCACUCCAACAAGGGCACCUCCACUCUAACGGGGCCACACCCAGUCCGACAGGGCCACUUCCUGGCCUAAGCACGUACAAACCAUCACAUGUGGAGAAAGAAACACUUCUGAAAGAUUACUCUCUUGACUCUGAGUUAUUCUGGAGUUGAUGGUUCAGUUCAAGCUUUUCAUUUUGCUAAUUCGCUCUCCCGUCUCCAUAACUUUUACAGCCACUCCUCCCCAUCAUGGUUCCCAAGCUGCCAGCGAGCUCCUUAUUUGUGCUAUCAGGAGGUAUGGAGAAGGAAAAGGGCAUCCUCUAAGUCAUGGUUAAAGUCACUCAUGGCAUGGCACCGUGGCUAAGUCCUUGCUGUCUGAUGUUUAAGACAAAAAUCUGUAUUCCCCAAGAGCGCAGAAUAGAGAAUUAUUCAUGUUUUUAAGUCCCCGUGGCUGUGUAAAUCCUAAGUUGCCAUCAGCACCCUUGGGAUUAGAGCCCCAGCCAGGAGCAUGACUUACCUCUAAAAAGCUUGUCACCCCCAAGCCUGGAGGAGUCAUCCAGGGAGCCUUGCAAAACCUCACACUGCCAGGCCUGUCCCUGUCCUCCAGGUCCCCUCCUACACUUUCCAGAGUCUGUACCUCACUGGCUGCAGUAGAGCCUCAGACAGUAGGUUUGUAAUGCAUUUUGUAAUGGCUGAUACUCGGAGAUCAACCUUCCCAUGAGGAUCCUAGUAACCAGCGAGGCUGUGGGCCCUCUGUCCAUCCACCUGCAGAGAGACCCCGUAGUCCCUGGUCAGUGCUGACACUCACGGUCAGCUGUCCCUGUGUAGUCAGCCCGAAACUUGAAGAUAAUCUCUCUCGAAGAGGACAGAGAUUUCUGAUCAGAUUAUAAACAGCUCAGGCCUGGUGAGUAGAGCCAGCCAGUGCCUUAGGAGAGGGUAGCUGCCAGGCCUGCUUGGUUUUGGCCUGCCCUGCCUGCCAGGUGCCUUUCCUUACAGCAAUAGCGCCAUGAGGGUUGUGCACGUGACCUUUGCGUCCACGUGAAAAAGCUUUAGCAGUUCUCAAUGGCAUGAGUAAGAUAGGCUCAGUGAUGUAGAGACACACAGCCCGGCAAGCGAUGGGUUAGAUCUGACAACAUUUGAAGAACAGCAUCAAAUGUUAUACACACGCAUGCACGCACGCAUGCAUGCACGCACACUUCCUCGUGAAAUGCUAUAUCACCAUGAAAAGCCUCGAUUCUCAUUUGUUAUUCGAUCAACUCCUGCUUGGUCCUAGGUUCAUGGAAGAAUAGCUGCUGGGGUGUCCUUUCUGGCAUGAAGUCUUUCUGCAAAGGCUAUAUGGACAUUGGGGGACAAGUGGUCCAUUGUGGAAUGGCUGCUUGGUUAGACCUUGGUCAUGACCAGAGCCACAGAUGGCAGGGUCCACGACUGGAGGAGGAAUGGUGGGCUUUAAGCUUCCUGGACCAGCGCUGGAGCGUUUGGCCCUCUCUUGGCUGUCUGUUGACUUUCAUAGAUGAAAGAAAUGCACUUUAUAAUGUUUAGCUUACUAUUCUGGUUCUCCAUUACAGCCAAAUAUGAUCCUUAUAUGUUUGUAUCAAAGAGACUACAUCAACAGUUUAUAUGCCUAAGAUAUUAUCAUUUCAUUGGACAUGAAUAUUUCAUAGUUAGGCUGGAAGCUGACCGAAAGCCAAAGUGUCCCUGGGUUCUUGCCUUACUGUGUCUCUCAGCUCUUAUAAUAGUUGCGUUUAUCAAGCACUCUGUGUAUGUUCAUCUCAUUGGAUCCCUUCUGAGGAGUUACAACUGCUACCCCAUCCUACAGAUGGGAAAACUGAGUCUGAAAAGGACACGGUGGCGGGACAGAGCCCUGGCCAUUUCUCCCAGGUUUACUCGGGUAGUCAAGCUGUCUCCUGUGUUUGCUGUUCUCAGGAGUGUCAGCCUUUUCCUUGGCUUCUAGUGACUUCUGUGUAGCCUGAGUCUUCUCCCCUCAAGCACACCUUCCUUGGUUCCUUCACACCAUCCCAUAAUCCUGUCGCUUUAACAGUACCUCGUGUGUCUUCUGUGACAUCAUAUCUUAUCCACACCUAUCCCACAGUCCCUGGAGUAGACACCAAAGUCCUUGGAAGAGAAAGUUUUGUUCUUGUAUUUUUGACCUCUAGAGAUAGAUACAUAGCAGUGUUGUGUCCCCAGGGCCUGUGUGGGGCCUGGCUCACAGUAGGUGCUGACUAUCUAUUUUAAGCUGAACAAUAAACAAUGCCCCUGCCACCCUGUUUGUGAAGCAAAGUCAUUAAGUAUUUAGACAGAAAGGCAUAGAGGAAAAGGAUAGUACACCCAUCCAAGAUGUGCGUGCAGGCUUCUUGAGAGAGUCACGUUUAUUCAAGUGUGUGUGUGUGUGUGUGUGUGUGUGUGUGUGUGUGUGUGUGUUCAUUCACAAUGUUAUGCAAUGUUUGACCACACCCCCUCAGCCUGUUAGCCUCCUCCUAUCCUGUUGAACCAUUUCCUAACAAGUCGUCCCCCUCUCUGUUCUCAUUCGUGUUCUGUGUGUGUGACCCAGUGCGUUAAUUAGGACGGCUUGCAGGACUGGACCAUGGGAUGAGUUACUUGAGCGAAACCAACUUCCCAGUGACUACACCACUGAGGGACACACACACACACACACACACACACACACACACACACACUGCCCUCAGCAACCACUGACUGCCAAUAGCCCUGGGCCCUGGGGGAAUGCUGGCUGCCCCCGACCUUGCACAGGUCUUAUGCAGACAGCUGCUGCUGUUGUAAGUUCAUGGGAUCAAAGGCCCAGUUGUGUCCGGAAGAUAGUGUUUCACACUCUUCCCCAUCCUCCUGACCUUGCGCUCCUUCUCCCCCUCUUCCAUGAUGUUCCUUGACCCUUGAGGGAGGUGAAGGAGAUGUCCCCUUUAGGGCUGGGAGAGUUCUUCCCAUCACCUUGAUGUUUUAUGACAUUGGAUGGUUUUGCCUUCACAGCAGCCAGCUCCUACACUAUUGGAAUUUCGUUUGCCUAAGUCAGUCUAGCCAACCCCGCCACUAGCAUUUGCUCUUGUCCUGGUACUCCGCGUGCCAGAUGUGGGCACAGUCUCCCGAGCCUUGGUUUGGUAGAUCAUUAUUUUUUUUCUUGAGACAUACGUGGUAUCUCUUCUUUGCUCUCAGCAGGAUGGCUUAGCUUGCUAAUGAUCUCACAGUGUGAAUAGACUUGUUACCAUUAAGCCGUGGUGAUCUUUUACAUGCAGCCCUGCGGCAGGGAGCAGGGGGAGGGUGGGAGAGGGGGGAGAAAGUUGUAAGUAAUCAUAUGCAUGGAUUCAUUGAGAAAAAAAAAACGAGACUCUGGUCCAAAAGUGUAUAAUUGUCCCUUCUGUAUUUAACAAGGGAAUAAGAGGUCAUGGAUUUGCAGAUUUGAGAGAGAGGCUGCUGUGUUGAGGGGUGAAGUGCUGGGGCCUGGAGCAUCCCCAGCAGUGGUCAGAACGACUGCAUGGCUGGUGUAGAGCCCCAUUCAAACAGGACUCAGCCAGGUUAGGAUGACUCCUCUUCCUGGGACAGAAAUGUCCAGGUCUUGAAAUUCCUCCAGGGCACAGGGUCCCUAAGUCAGGCCCCUUCGAGUCCCAGCACCAAGCACAGCACCUUGCCUAGACAGGCCCUCUACAUCAGUAGUGGCCAUGGAAGGAAUUCAUGCUCACACACCCCCCACCCCCACCCCUGAGCUGCCAUGUUCUCACUGUUCAAACAUUUUACUCUUUUAGCAUUCGGCCCAUUCUAUUUAGUUGUACAGGAGUUGACAGGAAGCGGCAAACUGAUAAACUGAACCCCAGGACAGGCUCUAAGUGUCCUUCGUCUUUCCGGUUUUGUUUAUUUUAUUAUUUAUUUAUUUAUACCACUUUUUAACUAUUUUGAGGGUAUGGUGCUGGGACCUUAGUUACAUUCACAGUGCUGUGCAAAGCCACGCCCUAAUAAUCCAUAUAUGUUCACCUCAAAUUGAAAUUCCCAGCCUGUUAGACAGUAACUCCCUAUUCCCUCUACCUCCGGCUCCCAGGAACCCAGUGCUCCUCUCCCUGAGUCUGAGUGGCUAAGUGCCCGACUGUAAUUGGGCAGCUACGGUAUGUGUCCUUUCCUCUUGUUUCACUGAGCACAAUUAUUCAAGAGUCAUCCCUGUCAACUGUCCAUCGUUUUAAAGGCUAAUAAUGCUGUUUCUGUACUCACCACAUUCUGUCUUGGACACUUGACUUGAGGUUUCCGGAGCAAAUGUAAUGUCUUCUGUUCCCCCUCCCUGUGCGAUGUGGACCAAGCAGUGCUCUUAACAUCGUUAGUGUCCUCAAAUUUUAAAACCAUAUCUUAGGGCCAAAAAAGUGAAAAUUCAACUCUUAAAGAGGAGUAGAUAUUUGGAAAUCGUGUAUACGGAUUUAUGACUUGUAACCAGAGUACAAAAGGAUUCUUACAAGUAACCACACAGCAAAAGUUCAUCCAGUUUAAAAUGGGCAAGGGGCCUCAGAAGAAAACACACAGAUAACCAACACAGAUAACUGGGGGGAGAAUCUCACUAUUCGUAGUCGUUGUGAGUGUGCAAAUCGGAUUCACACUUCACAGGCAUGAGGAUGGGUGGUUGAGUUGGCACAGUAACAGGUGUUGAGGAAAGAAACCUUCACACAAGCAGUGGAGGAGAGACCGACCGCACACAACCAUAGAAGACAGCUCAGGCCUCCCCUCAGAAUGCUAACCACGAAGUUUCAUCCCUGUCUUAUAUACCAAAGAGAAAGAAGACACGGCUGCACAGGAAGCCUGUUCACUAGUGUCCACAGCAACGUUACUAAUGGCCAGAAAAAGUGGAAACAACCGUGAUUUCCUUUGACCAGUAACAAAACCCACAAAAUGUGGUCUGCUUGAUAAUGAAAUUUUAUCUAGCAACAACACAAAAUGGGGGUUUAUUAAGGCCUCUUCUAACAUGACCCCCAAAAUCACGCUAAGUGAAAGGAACCAACCACAAAAAGCCAGCGUCAUAUGACUCAGUUCCUACAGAAUGCCCGGAAUGGGCCAAUCCCAAGACAGAAGUAGAGCAAUGGUUACCAAGGAGACAUAGGGGGUGGUCCAUAUGGCAAAACUAGGAGUGGCCACUAAGGUAGGGAUUUGCUUAGGACAGUAAAAAUGUUCUAAAUUUAGAUUAUGUGAAAAAACAAUGAGUUAUAUUUUAAGUACGUUAACUUGAUGGUAUGUAAUUUACAGCCCAAUAAAGCUGCUUGAAAAUUUAUUUGGCAGCCAAAUCCCAGCAUUCCACGGGGUGAGGAUGUCUUGGCAGAACUUUCACCUAAUAUCAAGUAGAACUCUGAGAGGAAAUGAAGGAAUUUCACAUAGAUGCUAUAGGGAGAGAAGGGAAAUUUGAAUGUGCUGUUUCCCGUGCAUGUAAGAAUUGAAGUUUGGCGAUCUCCAUCAGUUUCCUAAAAGUGCAGCAUGUCUUUUUUUCACGGGUGACAAACCGGUGGGAGCAAUUAAUUAAUGGACAGAGUUAAUAGAAUUGCACCCACACACAGAGCACUUCAACAGCCUUAAGGAUGGCUGUGGUCUGUUUCCUCCUUGGGUUCUUUCUUUCUCUGUGGGUGAGGCCCUGAGCACCCAGGUUGUUGUCUAGGGCACCGUCCAGAGUCAUCAUCCCCUUUAUGUAGGACUCCCUUCUUCCUUAGCGGUUGUUAGGUCCCUGCUGCUCACUUGUCCUUGGAAAACCAACAGUCUCUCUUCUGACUGCCCAGUAAGUCCACCUCAGGCUUAGUGAUGGAUGGUGAAGACUAAUUGAGGGCUAAUUGGGAUACAGCUUGAUGGUAGAGAAAUUGCCUUUUAUGUGUGUGAUCCUAGGAGUCAGCCUCCACCAACACAUGCACACACACACGCAUGCACACACAUACACACACAUGCACACAUAUGCACACGCACACACGCACACGCACGCACGCGCACUCACACACACAUGUACACACAUGCACACACACAUACACACAUGCACACACACAUACACACAUGCACACAUACAUACAUGCACACACACACAUGCACACACACAUGCACACACAUGCAUUCACUUGAUAGAGAUUUGCUUAUGCUUAUUAAUCUCUCAAAAGGCUUUUGCCUAUCACAUGAAUUUAAAUCUGUGGUCAGUUACUGGUCUGUUGCACAUGGCUACCUGCUGACUGGAUCCUUUCCUUGCGGCUCUUCCCACUGCCUGUAUGGCUCCUCCUCCUACGAGAUCCAUAGACUCGGUACCUGUCUCACUCUCCUUACCAGACUGUGGACUCCUGCAAGGACCAAGGCAAGCCUUCCAUGCCGCAGCUACUAGUCCAAGCAGGUACAGGGCCAUUCACUGGGUUCUGUGUGGACGGCAUGUCACACAGCAGCCAGAAAGAAGUGGCUUCUCCAUGGUAGUGUUUUUCCUCAGCUAAUGUCUGCUAAAGGAACAGCCUAGAGCCAGCAUCCUGCUAUCCUGCUGGGGGACGCACAAUGGCCUCCCAUUUGAUUGACUAUGACCCAGGUUUACAAGCCAGCAAGCGUGGCAUUAAAUCACACAGAUUAAGCUUAAAAAAAAAUGGAUGUAAUGUUUGGCUUUCCUUCCUUAGAGUUGGUGAAUAAUAUUUGUGGUUCCAAAACCCUGUGAAGGCGCCUCUGGAAUGUGCGCUCUAGACGUCUUGGUUUUUCUUGGCAGGGCGGAUCAAAGCCAUCAGUCAUGUCAGGGAGUUGGGCCACCAGGAAGACAGAUCGGCUGCAGAGCCAUGCAUGGACUCGGAUCAGUUGAUUUAAAAAUGUAUUACUUCCUAAUUCUAAUAGCAAUUCUGCCUAUUUAUGAAGUGCAGAGCGACAUUUCAAUAGCGUCAUACGGUGUGUGGUGAUGGAUGGGGCCAUUUGCAUACCCGUCACCCCAAACCUGCAUCACUCUCUCUGUGCCUCUCUAUCCCAUACCCUCCACUUUUAAUCACUAUUCUAUACCUUCAAAUAUAUACGUAUAUAAUAUAUUUUAAUGAAUAUAUUAUAUAAUUAUAUAUAUAAAUGUAUAUAUUAGUAUAUAUAUAUAUAUGCAUAAACUUUUUUGCCUUCCGGAUGUUGGUGAGAAGGCACAGUGUUUGUCUUUCCGUGCACAACUUACUCUUUUAAUCUACUAUCCUCUAUUGCAUGCUACUGAGAUUGAUGGACAGGAUUUUAUUUUUUUCAUGCCUAGAUGGUUUUCCACUCUGUAUAUAUCCCACCAUACUGGCUGGUUUUGUGUGUCAACUUGACAUAAGCUGGAGUUAUCACAGAGAAAGGAGCCUCCAUUGAGGAUACGCCUCCAUGAGACCCAGCUGUAAGACAUUUUCUCAAUUGGUGAUCAAGGAGGGAGGAUCCAGCCCAUUGUGGGUGGUGCUGUCCCUGGGCUGGUAGUCUUGGGUUCUAUAAGAAAGCAAGCUGAGCAAGCCAGGGGAAGCAAGACAGUAAGUAACAUCCCUCCAUGGCCUCUGCAUCAGCUCCUGCUUCCUGUCCUGUGUGAGUUCCAGUCCUGACUUCCUUUGGUGAUGAGCGGCAAUGUGGAAGUGUAAGCUGAAUAAACCCUUUCCUCCCCAACUUGCUUCUUGGUCAUGAUGUUUGUGCAGGAAUACAGGCCCUGACUAAGACACCCACCUAUUUUCUUUGUCACUCCUCUGCUGAUGAACCCCUCGGGUUGAUCUUUUGUCUUUGCAGUUGUGGGCAGCACUGCAAUAAAUGUGGGAACACAGCCAGACUCUCAAACCAAAGGGCUCGCUCAGCCCCAUCUCGCUGUGUAACAGAAUCAGCUCUCUCUUUACCACUGAGAGUGUUAAGCACUUCCUACAUUUCUGUGUGUUUCUCACCGAACUCCGAACUCGUGCGGAACGGUCAUUUGUGACUGCGUGGAUGACAAAAGCUUAAUCACCAUAGCAGCAAGCCUGAGCUCCAGAAGGGCACGUGAGGAUGUGUUGUGACUAUUGUUUCUCAAUGCUGUGGCCAUAUGUCCUGGGGGGCAAGAAGCCCAAGACUUUACUGUGUGUACCAGCCUCUCAGGCACAGCGCUGGUGGUCCUCAUCCUCUGCUUCUGUGUGUCCAUCCUCUUUGUGGCGGAGGCACCUGAAAGGCAGGCUUUGAGGGAGACAGGCUUUGAGGACUGGAUUGGCUUUGACUUUGGUGUGCCUGAGCUAUGAGUGUCCUGUCCUAAGGGACACUUGGCUACUUAGGAGAAGGGAGACUGCUGUUGUCUUAAUUAUGGGUGUUUCAUAAUCUCAGAGUUUUGCUUCUUUUCAGAAUGACAAAACUCGCACUAUCUCACUUAUUAAAAAAAAUCAUGGAGUCUCUAGUAGCAAGAAACCCUUCCGUGGCCACUGGACACUUGGAACCUCAGUUGAGCCUCUUAUUAAGUAGUCACCGUGCUCGCCUGACUCUCAGAGUUACGCUGAAGAUUAGAUGUGGACAGAGCACACAUCUGUAAAUCUGUGUCUCUUCCGCUGCACACUGAUGACUCUGGCUCAGGCUUAGCGCAGGGCUGAGCAUCUCGUGGGAUCACAUAGGCAGAGCACUUGGUUAGGGGUGGGGCCAAAGCCAACAGCAUGCACCUGCCUCCAACUUUAACCCUCCUUCCCGCCAAGCCACUCAUGGCUGACACCACACACGGUGGAGCAUUCCAUCGCUGUGUUCUGACCUCUCUGGCCCCGCUGGUGUUGGAGACUCCUCCGCUGACUCUGAUUGAGCCUGUCCCCUUUCCUCUCUAGUCAGGAGUCUCUCAUUUCUGCCCUCUAACUUCAUCCAGGACUAGUGGCAAGCGUCUUCUUCUGUAGCUUCCUGCCUGGUCCCUUCCCUCUUGGAACUCAUGCUUAUCUUCCAUGCUCAUGCAGCUUCUGGUCCCAUGGGAUUAGGUCCCCCAGGUUUAGCACGGGGCUGCACAUACAAUGAUUGACAUCCGACCCUCAGGAACUGAGCUAUAGCUUACACAAGCCAGUCAACCUGGACCACCUUCUUGCAAGCGAUUGUCUCCCAACGGGAAAGUGGAUACAGCUGUUUACAGCAGAGAGUUUCGCUGUGUUGAAUAUAGCAGGUCCUUUCCACAUAGUAUGUCUUUCCUUAAGCAUAAUGUCCAAAGGAUACUAGAUACGGCUCUUCACCUGUGAUAGGAAAGGACUCUAAGACAGGUGAUAAACCACUUGUCCCAAAGUCGCUUGAGGUCAUAGCAGGCUCCUCUUUGUCCUCUAAACCCAUGUUGCUUCCCGGUGACUAACGGAGAAGAAGGAAGGGAAGGGAAGCCUGAAGACCCACAGAAAAUGCCCUUCGGAUGAAGGAGGUCUGAAAGACUCAAUCGUAAAUGAACAAGGUGCGUCCUGAGGCAGCGGUUGCUCCCAGUGUGGGAAUAGUCACAGCAAGCAGCCUGAGCGACGCUGUAAAUGACAGCCUCAGAUGACUAGCCUGCGUUCUGCUGGCAAUCAAAAGGAGGCAAAGGAACCCAACCCUCGGCUUCCACAGAAGAGCAAAGCAAAACAAAACAAAACAAACCUGCAAAAUGACUGCCUCAGCCAGAGUUUCAGUUGCUGUGAAGAAAUGCCGUGACCAAGGCAACUUUUAUGACAGACAACAUUUAAUUGGGCCUGGCUUACAGGUUCAGAGGUUCGGUCCAUUAUCAUCAUGGCAGAAAGCAUGGCGGCUUGCAGGCAGACACCUCCAGGUUGGAGGAGUUCUACAUCUUGCUAGGAAAGGAAGCCAGAAGGAGACUAUGCCACACUGGGUGGAGCUUGGGCAUAGGAAACAUCAAAGCCCACCCCCGCGGUGACACAGUUCCUCCAACGAGGCCACACCUCCGGAGGGUGCACUCCCAUGGGCUCAGCAUAUCCACACCACCACAGUGACAGACUGCAUUGAGAAUCUUGAGCGACACAGAGGUAACCACGGCAUCGUGGGGUCAGAUCAGGACUGAAUCUCCACUCUGCACCUUCCUCCACUGUGGAGCCCAGAGCAGCUUUCCUCUCCCCGGGCCUCAGCUUCUCCAUUCUUUUGUCCAUGAGACUGUGAAGGAACUGCACCUCAGGGAAAUGGUGAACUUGCAAUAUCAUAUGCUUGAGAGACUCAGAGCUGUGCCCAGAGCUUGCUAAGAGCUCAGGAAAUAUCAGGGGUUAUUGUUACUGAGGCUGAGGAAAGAAAGCCUCACUCAGAAUCUCAGAGAUUCCUGGUCCUAGGCAGGAGUCAGAAAACGGCGGUCUGACAAGCAUCUGAUAAUUUCCUAAUUCCACAGAGGGUCAGGGCUGGGCUGUCACUCACUGGUAGGGAACCUUCCUAGCAUGGGUAAGACCUUGGGGAGGCCGAUAGACCUUUACAUGCAUACAGGCUUUUGUCUUCAGAGAGUCUUCAUGUGAGAUGCUCCUGAGGAAGGCAGGCCUUAGAGCAAGGCCUUGUCUUACAAAGUAGAAACAUUUUCUUCCUAAAAUUUAUUUAUUACCAGUUUCUGUGUGCAUGCACGUCGUGGUUCUGAGAUUGAACUGAGGUCCCCAGGCUUACAUGGCAAACACCUUCACCUACCGAUCCAUCUCACUGGCCCAGAGAGGUUUUCUUUGGCUAAGAGAUGGGCUGCCAACCCUAAGAGGGUUUGUUAUUUAAAGUAAAUAGCACGGUACUCUGUUCUCCUUGCAAGGAUAUAGAAUAAAUUGAUUUCCAGGGCAGGUUUUUCAACUAAGUGCUAAGCUCCCUCACACCGCCCUCUGUUAAGUCCCAGGGAGGCGCGAGUAGCUCAUGAAAGUUUUAUGUUUGCCCACUGCCAGCUUAAUAUAGUUGGGCUUGGCAGGUUUUAGUAGAGUGCUCGAGUUAGUAACUGGCUAAGGCGUGACUCUCCCAGCACCUCUUCAGCCAGCCAAACAUUUGAGAACAUCCUAGAAGAUGUCCCAGGGGGACGCAGAGGAUGCUGGAGGCCCAGAUCAGGAAAGGGCUUUCCAGCCUGCUUCUGGUCUCAGCGUUCUGACCUUGAAGGCAGUAGCUUGUUUCUCUCCUUGCUUGGGAAUGGGAUAAGAGGAAAGGUGGCCACCCAUGCUCCUGCUUCUUAGCCAUGGAAUAUGGGAAACAACAGCUGGUAUUUCAUCAGGGUUUCCUUCGUCUUUUCUUGCGUCUCGUUUGAUUUGGGGGUUUUGCUAUGUAGCUCCGAAUGGCCUGGAACUCACCAUGCAAUCUAGAGUGGCCCUAGACUCACCGAAAUCCUUCUGCCUCAGCACCACCAGUGCUAGGAUUACAGUGUGCCCAACCACCCUCGGCUACCAUAGUUCCUUUUUACUUCCUUCUCACACCAACCUGUCUUCUUCCUAAAGGCUGUGCAGUCAUGGCCUUCUGGCUGUGAGCUAGCUUUGUGCUAUGGCUUGGACCAUGAGGCUUAGGAGAGAAAAACACCACAGACUUUUCAACCUUCCUACCACUGUGACCCUUUACUAAGCUUCCUCCUGCUGUGAUGGCACAUAGUGAAAAGUAUUUUCACUGUUACUUUGUAACCGUGAUUUUGCUACUGUUACGAGUCCUCAUGUAAAUAUCUGUGUUUUCCCAUGGUCUUAGGAGACGCCUGGGAAAGGGUUGUUCAGUGAGAACUGAUGCUGCAGAUGCUCCUCACCAGGCUUUGGCGAUUUCCUUGUUGUCCUUUUCCUCAGAAUCCCCAGAAGGUCUCUAGUGGUACCCACAAGUUUAUUUCUGGGACUUGGAGGUGCAUUUGAGGAAAUGUGUACACUGAGAUAAAAAACGUGGUCUGGGAGGCAAGGGACUGUGGGACCAGGGACAUUCUCAGGAUGUGACACAUCCAGAAAUGCUGGUGGGGUUCAGGUAGGAGUGACGUCUUCAUUUCUGGGCAGGGCAGAGUGACUGGAAUGCCUGCAGCGUGGACACCUAAUGUCAGCUGCAUCUAAGGGAUGGAGCCUCAGUUCCUACUUUUGGAGAGUGGACUGUGUUUUGGAAAUGAGGCUCCUAGGAACCAAAGCCUCAGCUGCAGCCAAGCCUUCAGUUGGACUCAGCCAGAGUUCAGACCUAGACCCCCUAAGCAGAGUAGUAGGGGAAGCAGCCCCCAAAUCUCGAGCCGCAGAGGCCUCGAGAUAGCAACUGAUUCUUGUUUCAGAUCAGUGUUUGUGGAAGGCCACAUUAGGUAGCAGGAGAUCACUAUAGACAGGAAGCUAAUUUUCAAGUGACAUUUGGAGCAAUGGUCAUUACAUGUUAAUUUCCACCCCAUUCACCCAGACAUUUAGAAGGUCACUAGCCAGCUAAAGUUCUUGAAAUGCUGUGAACCUUAGUUUCUUCCUCUGUAAAAUAGGUGUAAUAGCAGAUCUCUGGGUUCAUAUGGAUACCUUGUCCACAGUAGGGUGCUCCAUAAAUGUCAGUAACACAGUAUCAACUUUGGCAGGUGUAGUGGCGCACACCUUUAAUCCCAGCUCUUGGGAGGCAGAGGCAGACAGAUCUCUGUGAGUUCAUGGCCAGCCUGGACUACAGAGUGAGUUCCAGGACAGCCAGGGCCACAUGGUGAGACCUGUCUCAAAAAAUACAUUAUAUAUACAUAUACAUCAUAUGCAUCAUACACAUAUACAUUGUAUUUCCUGCAACAGGAUCUUACUGUAUAUGUACAUGUAUGUGUGUGUAUGUAUACCCAUACAUGUAUAUAUGUACACAUAUGUUUACAUACAUGUAUGCACACACAAACACACACAUAUGUAUAACUUUGUAUAUAUUCAGACUUCAUGGUUCUUGGCUUCUCUCCCCGUCCUCCAGCCCUUUCUUUUCUUGCUUCCUCAGACACCUGUCACACAAGCAUAGGGCUCUUCUGCCCUCAGGGCCCUGUACAGAGAUGGAUCUCCUCACCACCUUCUGCACUCAUAACAAGCUCUAAAGAAGAGGGGAAUCUUCCGGUCUCUGUUUCCAUAGCACCUGACACCAAACGAACGAGAGAAUGAGCUGCUUCUGGGGUGUUUGCACAUAAGCCGUCAUUGCCGCCGCAGUGUAAUGCAUGACAUUAAAGGACUGGCUCUUGUCUCCAGCCACACAUGGGUGACAUUCAGAAACGAAAGAUCGUGACGGGGUCUGCUUACUUCCGCCUCUGCCUGUCUGCCACAGAAAACCGGCUACGGUAGAUAGUUGUUCUUGCCUGUAUGUUUUCCUCAUGCAUAGGGCCCUCUUAAAAGAAUAGUUGGGAUUGGGGCUGGGGAUUUAGCUCAGUGGUAGAGCGCUUACCUAGGAAGCGCAAGGCCCUGGGUUCGGUCCCCAGCUCCGAAAAAAAAAGAACCAAAAAAAAAAAAAAAAAAAAAGAAUAGUUGGGAUCUAGGUGACAGUUGGAGAUUCAUUAAUGUUAAAUUAUGAUUCACGUUAUUUCCCAGAACACAAACCCUCAGAAGUCAUCGAGUGUUUUCCCUGUGGUGCUGCAAGCACAGCAGAAAGACAGUGAACGAGACUCAUCUGAGUUAUGCCCAAAUCUAGAUUUCAGGAUUUAUGAGCUGUGUAUCUGCCCAGCUGUGACCCCAGCUGUUGGUUCCACCCCAUAGGAUGACAAUGAAGACUAGCAGAGAACACACACACACACACACACACACACACACACACACACACACUUACUCACAUGCACACACACACUCAGACACAGACACACACUCACACUCACACACACUCACACACACAGACACACACACUUACUCACAUGCACACACACACACUCAGACACAGACACACACUCACACUCACACUCACACACACACUCACACACACUCACACACACACUCACACACACACACAGCGGGGGGCCAGGAAUCUCAGCCUUCAUCCUGCCUUUGCUGUCUGCCUGUUCACCAGAUGGACAAUAGGUAUUCCUCAUCUGUCAAGUGAAAACGCUCCCAGGACCACACCCACAAACAAGGAGCCGUUCCAUCCUCGAGGGAUCCCUGAGGGCUGACAGGUUGAAGUCUGUGUGCUGGUGACCCGGGAACAAGCAUCUCUCCCGUGGUUAAACUCUGACCAUGGAUUCUGGGUCAGCUCCCUCUGGUGACUGGCAGAUCCGGCGUCUCAGAUUGUCCAGUGUGUCAUUUACUCUUGGAUUUGCUUUGCCAAGGGAAAUCUGAGGACUUGUUAUUCUGCUGUUAAAACAUUAAUUAGUUGCACUUGCAGCGGCAAACAUCAUGUAAGCCCAAAUUAGUACUUUUAAUACCUCCUCUGCUGAUGCUGCGUGGGAGGAGAGCCAAAUCCGGCUGGACAUGCACUUAGGGCUCCCCACCGAAUAGCGACUGGAUGUUGAGUUCAUCACAUCCUGCAUCUCACUAGGCAGAAGGCACUGUCUCCGUGGAAGGAGCAUCAACUGGACCGGAGAGCCCUAGAUACUGGAAGAGCGAGCUUGCCCAUGUGACUCAAUGACUUUCCUUGGACCUCUUGAUAAAAACCACCCAGUGCUUCUGCCACACAGCACCGUGCAGGCCAUCACGCUGCCUGUCAAUAAAUAGCAUUGCAAAGGUGUGGAGGACAGUGUGCGGAAAUGUGCACUCCAACGGAAGAGAUGCAUCACGAAGAGAAAGUUACAACCCAGAAUUACAGAUCUUUAAAGGCAUGGGCGUCCGGUGCUUGCAACGGAAGAACGGGACACUCGUUCUUAAAUGCUGGUGUGCUGGAGCAUUGACCUCUUGCUGUACAGAGCAGUUGGCUGUAGUUAUGAGGACUCCAAUUUGUUUGCAUUUGCAGAACAAUGCCACUUAUAGGAUGCCAUCUGGAUGAUGUAGUAAUGACAAUAUGGGCAAGCACAGCAGAUUGCUAUCUUUCCAUAAUAGCUGAGGACAAAAUGAAAUAUCUUUUAACAAGAGAGCAGCUACUGACAGCCUUGUUCAGCUCUGCGGUGGCAUACCGUAGGAAACCUUGAAAGGAUGUGUUUUGGAAGAGGUACUGAUGCCCGUACGAUGUUCAUGCCACCUGGUUGGAUGAAAAGCGUGGGUCACAAAUCAAUAAAAAUAGAAUGGCUCCAAUUUUGCAUGAUAAAUAUUUGCAUAAAAGCAAUUUGGCAGCUGCUGUCUCUAGAUUAUUUUCAUCUUUGGUUUGUAUCAUUUGCGGGUUUCCAACUUUUCCGCAAAGAGGCUGUGCUGUCUUCGUAGUUCCAAAGAGCCAUGAACUCAGAUAAGGGCCUUGCCCAGGUGUUUGGGGAGACUGAGGCCAGAGCUUGGGUAGAAAUGUGCUGUGAGGGGCACACUUCCUCCGACUCAACCAUGGUCCAUGCUGGGGGCUAGGCAGAGGAAGGAGGAGCUUCUGCCCCUCACAAAUGAGAGACCAUUGCCAUGGAACUGAUGCUGUGUAGCAAGGGAAGACACAGACAGAACUGAGAGGAGUAACAAACACUAUGGAGACCUUAACCCGGGUGUUUCGCCGUGAGCAGCUGAGUUAGAGGGAAGUUUGGGCAGCCAGGAUGUUGUCUGCAGAGUUCACAACUACGGAAAUAACAUGUGGAAGAGGAAGUGUGUGCAAAGUCUCGAAGGUAGGAAAAAGCUUGGAGAUUUAUUUUGUUCUGUUUGAGGCAGAGUCUUGUCACAUAACCCAGGCUAGCCUCAACUUCAUGGCAGUUCUCCUGAACGAUGGUUUGCAGGUCUAUGUCACCUCCCGAGGGAGGUAAGCUUCUUUCUGGGUCAGGUGACUAACCCCAGAUUUCCCCUCUCAGCGCUGAAGAAUUCUGAGUCCUAAGGUUCUGUGCCUCUCUUGAGGUGUCCCUACAGCUUCGUAAAUAAACCCUUUAUUAAUCUCACCUCCAAUUUGCAAUUCAGGUUUACCAUUCAUGUCAAACAGGAGCUCUGUCUGAAAAUCCACCAUUUGUCCUAGUGGCUUAGGAUGGUCUGCCCACUGAACAGGAGACCGGGGACUGAUCCUCCAGGAGCUGGUGUGCCAGAGCCCUGUCACAGGUUCAAGUGGUGUCAUUGAGGGUUGUGGGUAGAAGGCUUUCUGGGAGGACCUCAAGAACUCUGGCUCCAGAUAAGGUCUAGGGAAGUCGAUGACAUGAAGACAUCAACGUAGUGGUGGCUUCUAAUGUCCUCAAAUGCAGAACAAAUUCCCUUGGUGGGAGGAUGUUCUUCCCAACAUCCUUGGGGUCUAGGAAUGUGCCUCAGGCUCCCUCAGACCUUGAAAGGUACCUACUAGAUCCUAAACUAGAGGAGAUAAAGCUUUUGCAUGUGCUUUGGAACCAGGGAACAUGCUAGACAAUGGUAGAACAGUACAGCAUUAGGGGCAUGGACUGCAGUGGUGGGAAGUCCUAGGUUCAAAUCCUACCUCAGCCACUUUGCUGACUGGCUUUAUGUCAACUUGACAUGAGCUAGAGAAGAGGAAGCCUCAAUGGAGAAAAUGCCUUCAUAAGAUCAGGCUGUAGGUAAGCCUCUAGGGCAUUUUCUUAAUUAAUGAUCGGUACAUGAAGGCCCAGCCCAUUGUGGGCAGGGCCACCGUAGGGCUGGUGGUCUGGGUUCUAUAAGAAAGCAGGUUGAGCAAGCCAUGAGGAGCAAGUCAGGAUGGAGUACCAAUCCAUGACCUCUGCAUCAACUCCUGCCUCCAGGAGCUGUCCUGUUUGAAUUACAGGCCUGAUGUCCUAUAAUUUAAUAAUGGACAGAGGUGAUGGAAUAUAAGCCAGACAAACCCUUUCCUCCUGAAAUUGCUUCAGUCACAGUGUUGGCAACAGUAUCCCGCACUAAAAUAACCAGCUUCAAGCUACUUCCUAACCCCACGCCAUUCCAUUCUCUAAUAAAAUGAUAACUUGUGUAAUAGCAUCCCUCCCCUGGUGUGUUAUAAACUGAUAUAAUGUGUCAAUAUAAUGUAUGGUGUCUGAAACAGUGUGAGAUAAUUAUUGACGCUGGAACACCAAAAGGAUUAGUGGGUACAAUAAGGAUUUGUCAUCAAAAUUUCAGGCAUGAUAAUAGUUACACGAUUACGCUUUUUAAAACGAGUCCGUGUGUCUUCGAGAUACCUAGUUAUCCACUUGUGGAUUUGCUUCAGAAUCCCCUGCGGGGAGGAAGGUAACGGCUGAGAGUACAACAGUGAGCCAGUCAUUAUUAAAGCUGGGUGAUAGUUACAUGGGGAUUUGUUUCGAGCAGUCUCUUUGUGAUGCUUGACUUUUUCAUAAAACGGAGUUUGAAGUUUCCACACUGGGCAGUGUUUCCUGGGAGCCGAGGCCACAGUAAACACCUUGCAAGUCACCUUGUUUCUUUUUUUUUUUUUUUUUUUGGAGCUGGGGACCGAACCCAGGGCCUUGCGCUUGCUAGGCAAGUGCUCUACCACUGAGCUAAAUCCCCAACCCCGUCACCUUGUUUCUUAAGAAGCUAAUAGGCUCAUGCACCUUUCCUGUGUGGUGGCCACUGUGUCACCUUGAGGAAUGGGAAGCCCUGCUCCUUUCCUGGUGACCAGUACACCCAGCCACCUGCUCUUGGCGAGUGGUGGGUGUUCUGUCGUCAUGGCAACAGGGUCCACUACGUAGUGGCCUUGAGACUACUGGUGCUUUCUCAGAUCAUGUCUGUUACAGAGGGAAAUUCACUGGGCAGCAUAGUUUCCUUUCAGUUCCAGAGUGUCCAAGUCCGUGAUGAUGGGGACAGCAUGGUGGCAGUCAGGCGUGAUGGCGGGAGGACCUAACUGAGGGCUCACCUCUUGAACCUCAAAUAUGAAGCAGAGAGAACAAACUCCAACAGAACCAUCACACAUGGCCAUCUGAGACUUCAAGGCGGCCGAGAAGAGUAUAUUGAACAAGGCAUAUUAGCAUUCUGAAUAAACUUGGGAUGAUGUUGAGAAAAGAAGGAGUGAAGGUAGAACGCCAUGACAUGAAUACCCUCAGCCUGCCCCUGAAUAUCCGCCGAGGAGGGUCAGACACCAACCUCAACUUCGACGUCCCAGAUGGUAUCCUGGAUUUCCACAAGGUCAAACUCAGCGCAGACAGCCUGAGACAGAAAAUCUUAAAGGUGACGGAGCAGAUAAAAAUCGAGCAGACGUCCCGAGAUGGGAACGUUGCCGAGUAUCUGAAACUGGUCAGCAGUGCUGACAAGCAGCAGGCCGGGCGCAUCAAGCAGGUCUUUGAGAAGAAGAACCAGAAGUCAGCCCACUCCAUCGCCCAGCUGCAGAAGAAGUUGGAGCAGUAUCACAGGAAACUCAGGGAGAUUGAACAGAAUGGAGCGACCAGAAGCUCGAAGGACAUUUCUAAAGACAGCCUGAAGGAAAUACAACACUCUCUGAAGGAUGCCCACGUGAAAUCUCGAACUGCUCCCCACUGCCUAGAGAGCAGUAAGUCGAGCAUGCCAGGGGUAUCCCUCACGCCCCCCGUGUUUGUCUUCAAUAAGUCCAGAGAGUUUGCCAACUUGAUCCGGAAUAAGUUUGGCAGUGCAGACAACAUCGCUCACUUGAAGAAUUCCCUAGAAGAGUUCAGGCCCGAAGCCAGCCCCAGGGCUUACGGCGGAAGCGCUACCAUCGUGAACAAGCCCAAGUACGGCAGCGAUGACGAGUGUUCUAGUGGUACAUCCGGCUCAGCUGACAGCAAUGGGAACCAGUCCUUUGGGGCUGGUGGAGCCAGCACCCUGGACAGCCAGGGAAAACUUGCCAUAAUCCUAGAGGAACUGAGGGAGAUCAAGGUUACCCAAGCCCAGCUGGCAGAGGACAUCGAGGCGUUGAAGGUGCAGUUUAAGAGAGAAUAUGGCUUUAUCUCUCAGACUCUGCAAGAGGAGAGGUACAGGUAUGAGCGACUUGAAGACCAGCUCCAUGACCUGACAGAGCUGCACCAGCAUGAGACAGCUAACCUGAAGCAGGAGCUAGCCAGCGCCGAGGAGAAGGUGGCCUACCAGGCCUAUGAGCGCUCAAGGGACAUCCAGGAAGCCUUGGAGUCCUGCCAGACACGAAUCUCCAAGCUGGAGCUGCAUCAACAGGAGCAGCAGACCCUGCAGACAGAUGCCGUGAAUGCCAAGGUCCUGCUGGGGAAGUGCAUCAACGUGGUCCUGGCCUUCAUGACUGUCAUCCUGGUAUGCGUGUCCACCCUGGCCAAGUUCGUCUCGCCCAUGAUGAAGAGUCGCUCCCACAUCCUGGGCACCUUCUUUGCUGUGACUCUUCUCGCAAUAUUCUGUAAAAACUGGGACCACAUCUUGUGUGCUAUAGAAAGGAUAAUCAUCCCGAGAUGAGCCACCGGCUCCCACCUUCACAUCCUUCCAAGUUUUUAUUUUGAAGAAAACUCUGUGCAUACAUACUACCAAAAUUUCUGAAUGAACGGCUGUGCCAAAGACGGCGAGAAGGACCCAGAGCUGUGUGGUGUAAAUACGUAGAGUCUCUUAACCCAGUAGCAGUUGCCAACACAGUCCCUGUAUGUGGUUCACGUGAAACUGUCCCAGAGUCCUCCUCACAUGGCUCACUGCCUUAAUCAGAGCAGAUCUCCAGCCCACUGUCGAGCUCGGUAUGGUAAAGCCCUGCUGAUUGAGCGCCAUGACUGCUCACAGCCGUGUUCUGAGUUCCCCUGGUCAGCAAGAAUAUGGUAGGAUUUGGGGGAAGUGAGCAAACACAGGUACUUGGCAGGGUUGAGCUCCUGGGGGCCUAUAGAAGCUCAGUGAGUCUCUCUGUGAUCUACCCCACUUGUCCACAGGUGGCUCUGUGUCCUACUGUGUACCCAGCGUUCACAGCGGUCAAUGGUGUGUGUCCUCAUAACAUGGAAAUCUUCUACCUGCUCAUCCAGCGAAAGUCUGCCCGACUAGUAGCAUUGCACUUUACAAGGUAGACACUAGGAUUUACAGCCGGGCUCAUGCCCAGGGCACCGCACACCUGAUUUCAUCUUGCGUGCUUAGCAGUGCUCUGCCCUCAGAGUGUGUGGCUGAGCUGUUGUCAAACUGUAGCUUCGGUAACUCGGGGUCCUUGUGAGCGUCCCUGGGGAGGGCCAUGCUCUGGCAACUGUUAACUGUGAUAAAUGCCCUUAGAGGAUGGGAUGCACUUUAUGUGAAUCACUUUACUCACAGGUCUGUGGGGAUCGGAUUGCAAAGCUUGCUCAGGAAAUGAAAAUGAAUGGCGUUCUUGUUGCCCGGUUUUCUUUUUCUCAGAGACAGCAAAAUCAAACUUCAUAAAGCUUCUGUGCACGAGGCAGGACACUGGAGGCCUAAGAGGGAUGUGAACUUUUAGGUCUAAUCAAAUGGUGGCUAGAUUAGUGAGAGCCCUUUACCCAGAUGAGAGCAGGAAAGGUCCCCUUAGGGACGUGAAAGGCAGCAGGAAUAAAAUUAAGUCCUGCGCUGGAACUGAGCUCCUGCUGUCUCUUAAGGCUCAGACAAGCCCUGAGCUCACAGGAUAAACGCACCAACAGUGAGCAGAAAGAGUACAAGAGCUGCUGUGUUUUAUUUGAUGGCUGCCAUUAUACUGACAAACCUAGUUUUCUGUGUACACUACCAAGAGGAGAGAGAUUUCAUUGGAUGCUGUCAGCCAGCCAGCCAGGACUCUGGUCCUCCCACCCCACCUGCUGAAGGUGUAAAAAUACUCUUAAAUACUUCCAGAAGAACCUCUCUUGGAUUUAAGGAUCCUCACUUAGGGGCAUUCCCUGGGGGGGCGGGGCGUUGGGGGUGGCAGCAUGUAGCAAUUUAGUACAAGUCCAGGUUAUAUGAGUGGGACCCACACAGCUCCAACCUUUGCCCCUCCCCCAUUCCCAACUUCCAAGUCAAUAAUUCGGCAAAUUCAGUAAAUUCAGUAAUUUUAGUAAAUUAAGUAUUUAACCAUCACCCCUAACCAAUUUCAGAGCCACACUUUUCAAAAAAUAAUAAAUAGAACUUUAUGAAAUACAAAGGAUUUUGAAAUCAGGGACGGGGGAAUCCCCAGCCCCUCUCCUACCCACGGCAUUGUCCCCACACAGGAGACAGAGGUUUCUAAUCCAAGAAAGGGAGAGCCAUGAUCUUCCCUUAUUCGUGUACUUUAAUGGCCUGCUCCCUUACCUGUGGCACCAGACUCCAUCUGCCUGCACCCGGAAACAAGCUGGGCCCUGCUGACCUCCCGUUCCUAUUUGUAAAUAUUUCCACGUGGCACUUAGAGCGUGCCGGGGGGCCUGGGAUACCCAUGAAUGCUGCUAUCGGGGUUUCAGGAUAAGUUUGAAUACAGCCUUAGAGGCUUAGCUAGGGCUCUGGGAGAACCCACAAAGGGGUUCUGUUCUCAUGUCAGCACCCGCCCCACCCCCACACAGCCUAACAGGACGGCUCUCGAUUGACACUUGUCAGACCUACAAGCUGUGUUUCUUCUUCCUGAUGAGAAAACCCAAAACAGCACACUCAACACCCUCCAGACCGAGCUUUGGACAGAAUCUGUUAGAGACCAGCACCAUUGUGAACUAGUCGGGGUGGGGGCAUCCAAGUCAUCAUAGGUUCCUCCUAAAGAACUUAGAUUCCCACCGACUCCCAUUAAAUGUCAAAUCACCUUCUUGGCCUGCGUACAUGCAGCUCAUGUGGCAUAGUUGUUCCGGUCUUAUGGAAAAUUUGUGAGACUUUUUAUUUUUUUAAAUAAGAUUGUAUAGUUCAAGGAGACUUUGAUUCCUCCGUUCUUUAUUCUCUCAAGGGCUAUGACCCCUCUCUCGCUCUCUUGAACACAUAACUUACACACUGAAGAAAUGAAUUAUAUAAAUACACAAUUAGAGGUAGCAAUGGAGCUGCGAGGUGCCCUGGAAUUGGAAUAGAUUUGUAAUCGAGUCAGCCCAUCUUGUUUUGCCCUUUACGUUGGGGGUAUUCCUCGUGUUGGGGGCUAGUUACAGAUGUGUGAGCAUGUUCCCUGCUAGCUUAGGAACACUGGUGAGGGAUUCUAGAUGCUGGACUUUGGAUCUCUAGUGACGAUAUCAUGCUCAAUCAUCAGAAGAGUGAUUACAGAGGCCAGAACAGAACGCUAAGAUACUAAGAAUAAUAAAUAUUAAAAAGGAAAAAGCAGCCGCUCACAGUGAAACAAGCGGUGACUUCAAGUGCUCUCUCUGAUUUGGACUAUGAAGGCAGGAUUCCCCAUUACAAGCUCCUGGCUUGUGACUUAGUUUUCCGGUGUUCUUGUCUUGUCUCCUGGCGUUCAUUCACAUACUCUGUAGCUCUUGACUUUCUUUAAGCAUCUUUAAGAAGUGCCUGGCCACUUCUCUAACACAGGGUGGAGCUGUGGUGAGGGAGCUUGUCCUCCCGGCCCCCCUCCCUGCCACCCAGCAACUAAUUACUUGGUUCUUUUGGGUUGAAUUUUAAAUACCAAAUUACUUUUGUGUUGAAUGGCAAUGUUAUCGUGGUGGUGUUGUUAAUGUUUUGUUCAGCUGUCCAAUCCAGACCUAAUUGUCUGGGUUUUGAAGAAACACAUGUACUCACUGAUAAGGAGGUGUAUGAUUAAACAACACAUUUUGCAUGUUUUCUUAAUUCUGACCUUGGGCUGGGGCAUGAAUAUGGGCUUAUUUGGAGAGAUGGUUCAAUGUUAGCAGGUAACUUUUAAGGUGUCUAAAAAAAGACAAAUCACAGAAAACAAUUAGAUUGGCCUAUUUGUAUCAAAAAUACAGAGCUUUAAAAACGUGUCAUAAUGGGAACUGGGUAACUUGUUAGAAAUAAAGCCAAAAUAUAAUUUUCUGUCAUGGAUAUAAUCCUGUGCGUAAAGAGUCUGGAAGUGAGGUGGAACACCUGGGGUGUCUGAGGGUGGUUUACAUGUUGCUGUUCUCAUAUAUUUAAAGCAUGUCUGCCAUGUUUGUUCUAAAAGAAACAUUUCAACUAAACGUACCAUGUGUUUGUUUCAGAUGCGCUGGGGCAAUAGCAGCAAUUCUGACUGGACCGUCAGGAGUGCUAAUUGUAACUUCUGUUGCAGAAUUCUUGUGGGCUGCUACAUAGUUUUGUAUCUGCCUAAAGUUGUAAUUUCUCUGUAGAUCUUCCCCAUAGCGGUGUCGUCAAGGAAUUCAAAGCAGGUGCCAUUAUUUUUUAAAUAAUUGAUGUUUGCUUUGGUGUUAAAUAAAAGAACUAGAUUUCUUAAAUUUU
Rattus norvegicus (Norway rat) is the source of this 31702-nucleotide messenger RNA. The record is from RefSeq and is a predicted model, not a curated record. Lineage: Eukaryota; Metazoa; Chordata; Mammalia; Rodentia; Muridae.